Molecule: messenger RNA, 615 nt
Organism: Rhizophagus irregularis DAOM 181602=DAOM 197198
Lineage: Eukaryota; Fungi; Glomeromycota; Glomeromycetes; Glomerales; Glomeraceae
Source: RefSeq, a predicted model, not a curated record
AUGUUUAAUGUAUAUAAAAACUCUAAAACUGUUCAAUGUAAAUGUAAUAAGCAAGUAAAAUUAGAUAAAACAUAUCGCGUAAAGAAUUUAGAAACUCAUGCUUCUGGCAGUGGGUGUUUAUUUCAGAAUGGUACAAAUAAGGGACAAUUUAGUAUUUUAAAUUUUGUAAAACGCCCUUUAGAAAUUGACGAAAAUACACCUGUUCAAAUAUCACCUAUAUUAUACAUGCCACCCAAAUUAUUUUGGACUGCCGUAAUUAUAAGUCUUAGUGAUGAUAAAUAUCUGGAUUAUAUUUUACUUACACCAACGCAAUAUGGAGGAGGAAAAAGGGAUUAUAUAUUUACAAUAUUCAGCAUAAAUUGUGAGCGAAAAACAUGGCACCCAAGUGGUAUUUGUAUAAAUUGCCAAGCUAUACGUGAUAAUGCACAUUUUAAAAGAGCUUUAAUCGAGAUAUAUCGUUCUAGUGUUGAUGGUCAAGAAGCAAAAAUAUGGCUAGAAUUAGCCGAAUUGGGUCAAAAAGGUGCAUUUAAUUCAAAUAAAACCUUUACCGAAUUAGUUAAUUUGAUGAUUAAACUCAAAAAUUUGGAAGAACGUGAUAAAAAAAAAUGGACUUAA